AUGGGGGUGCAGGGGUUCCAGGAGUUCCUGGAGAAGCGGUGCCCGGGGGCCGUGGUGCCCGUGGAUCUCCUCAAGCUGGCGCGCGUCGUGUCGCGCCAGCAGCACGGGCCGCCGCUCCCCCACCAUCACCACCAGCACCACCAUCACCAGCAGCAGCAGCAGCCGUCGUCGUCGUCCCGCGUGCCCAGCCUCGCCCCCCAGCCGGGAGGGUACUGCUGCCCCCCGGGCACCCCGGGGCCGCCCCCGCCGCCGCCCCCUCAGUUACCUCAGGGGGCUCGGGUGCUGGUGGACGCGGGGUCGGCCCUGCCCCGCCUGUACGGCGGCUACCAGACGGACUGGGUGUGCGGGGGCCAGUGGAACGCCAUGCUGGGCUACCUGGCGGCCCUGUGCCAGGCCUGCGCCUACCCCGCCGGUGGUGGCGGCGGUGGUGGUGGCGGCGGCGGCGGGCUGGAGCUGGUGGUGAUGUUCCCCGGCGGCCUGGGCAAGGAGCGGCUGCCCGAGUGGGGCCGGCGGUGCCAGGCGGAGCGGCAGACGGCGCAGCUGAUCGUGGGGCACGUGGGCAACAAGGGCACCCCGCCGCCCCGGGCCUGGUUCCUGCCCCCCGCCUGCCUCAGCCACUGCGUGCGCCUGGCGCUCAUCCGCUUCCGGGUCAAGGUCUUCCAGAGCCUGGAGGACCAUCACUUAGAAGUGGUAGCUUUCUUUCGGGAGCAUGGAUUCCACGGGCUUCUUGCCCACGAUUCUGAGUAUGCCCUCUGCAACAUCCCAUCGUAUUACAGUUCCCAUGCACUGAAGUUGAGCUGGAAUGGGAAGAACCUCACAACCAACCAGUUCCUCAUGCAAGAGGUGGCCAAGCAGUUGGGUCUGAAGCGGAUUAAUUUCCCCAUAUUUGCUGCCUUGUUGGGUAACCACAUUCUCCCAGAUGAAGAUCUGGCUGCUUUUCACUGGAGCCUUUUGGGACCGGAUCACCCUCUGGCAUCAUUAAAGGUCCGCGCACACCAGUUGGUUCUACCACCCUGUGAUGUUGUCAUCAAAGCAGUCUCUGAGUACGUCAGUUCUAUUAAAGAUCCCUCGAACCUGGAUAGAAUUGGGAAAGAUGUUUUCAAACAGUCACAGUCUAGGAUGGAAGAUAAAAUCGAGCGAUUCAAGAAAGCAGUUGAGUACUAUUCAGUUGCAACCAAACUCCGCCCACUGCCCAUGGGCCCAUCACCAUUUUUAGGGUAUGGGCCCAGUCAGUUUGGAGUUCCACCCCUUCCUCGCAAUCAAAUGGGAGGUGUCCCUGGUGGAAAGCCAAUGUUUCCUCACCAGAUGCCACCGAAAAUGCAGUACCCUUCAAGCUUCCCACAGGGGCCCAACUCUGCUUUCCUUUUCUCCUCUCAACCUUUGGGGGAACCUCCCGCUUUCCCAGACGAACCAGUGCUGAAAGGGGGCUCCUUCGCCAAUUGGUCCGUCACUUAUGAUUCAUCAGCUUCCAAGUUUUCCAAUCACCUGACCUCCAAAGCCUCUCCCCCUUCUGGGCUAGGUUCUUCCCCCUCCUCUUCAUCUGAUGGGGAGGAACAAAAUGGGGGUAAUUCCAAUCACAUCUCAGAGGCGCUGCAGCACAAGCCCGGGUGGGAGGAUCCCAGCGGCGACAAAGUGCCCCAAGGCUGGGUGCAGCCGGUCAGCGCUGGCGACUCGGAUGCUAACCUGGGCAAUGCCGAGCCCCACAUCCCAUCUCUGCUGUCCAUGGCGACGCGAAACCACAUGGACAUCACCACUCCGCCUCUGCCGCUGGUAGCCCCCGAAGUCUUGCGAGUUGCUGAACACAGGCACCGGAGGGGACUGAUGUACCCUUAUAUCUACCAUGUCCUCACUAAGGGUGAGAUUAAGAUUCCUGUGUGUAUUGAGGAUGAGUGCAAUACAGAACUCCCCCCAGCCGCCAUCCUGUUUCGAACAGCCCGUCAGUACGUAUACGGCGUCCUUUUCAGCCUGGCCGAGACCCAGAGGAGACUGGAACGCCUUGCCAUCCGCAGGCGGAUCCCUGUAGAAGUUCCUCCCAUAAUCCUGAAAGAGUGGUCUGCCUACAAAGGAAAAUCUCCACAAACACCUGAGCUGGUGUCUGCGCUGACCUUCCGGGAGUGGACCUGCCCCAACCUCAAGAAGCUUUGGUUAGGCAAAGCUGUGGAGGACAAAAACAGAAGAAUGAGGGCCUUCUUGGCUUGCAUGAAGUCAGACACGCCUAGCAUGCUCAACCCGGCCAAUGUGCCCACUCACUUGCUGCUUAUGUGCUGUGUUCUCCGUUAUAUGAUUCAGUGGCCCGGUGGCCGGAUCCUGCACCGCCACGAGCUGGAUGCCUUUCUGGCUCAGGCCGUCUCUGCCCAGCUUUAUGAACCAGAUCAACUCCAAGAACUGAAGAUUGAGAAACUGGAUGCCCGCGGGAUCCAACUUGCAGCCUUGUUCAUGAGUGGAGUUGACACUGCUCUGUUUGCCAAUGAUGCCUGCGGACAGCCGGUCCCUUGGGAGCACUGUUGCCCCUGGAUUUACUUUGAUGGGAAGCUUUUCCAGAGCAAGCUGAUCAAAGCUGGACGGGAGAAAGCCCCUCUGAUCGAGCUCUGUGACGGCCAGACCGAACAGGCGGCCAAGGUGGAAAAGAUGAGGCAAAGUAUCCUGGAGGGAAUCAACCUCAAUCGCCAGGCUCCACCUCCUCUCCUUCCACCGCCUCCAUUUGUGCCCCCUAUGGUGCCACCGCCCUUCUAUCCCGUCCCUCUCUACCCCCGAGCUGUCGGGUCGAUGCCACCUCCUCCUCCUGGAAGGACUAGGGGCUUUGCUGGUCUCCACCCCAUCCCUCCACAGGGAGGGAAACUGGAAAUUGCCGGCAUGGUGGUGGGCCAGUGGGCUGGCAGCAAACCCUCAAGAGGGCGAGGUUCUUUUGGCAUGCAGGUGGUGUCUGUUGGUGGACCAGGGAAGGGGCGCGGAAGGGAGAUGAUUGGAAAAGUCCCCAAAGGAAAUAAGAAAGUCAGCAAACAAUGUUGCGCCGAAGGAGCGUUCAAACCCGGGGAAUUCAACAACAACCGCCCCCCCCACUCGCAGGUAAAUGGGAACAAUGGCACCACGGGCGAGGAGGAGGGGUGCGGCAACAGCUCUCCGGCUCCAUCACAGAGUGCCUUAUCAAGAGACAGUGAUGUGUGCAAUAACAAUAGUCCCUACUUCAACGCACUGAGUGGGGAAAGCGAUUGCUGCCGGGAAAAGAAGCUGGGAACCGCGGCUCUCCAGAAGGAGGAAUAAAUCGCAGAGCUUACUAGUGCAGGAAGUAUGAAAACAUGUAUGCUAUCUGAUUCCAGACCCAAGUUCGAGGGGGCAGGACAGGGGAGGAGGUUGGCAUUGGCCAGCGGGAGGGUGGGUUCCCAUUCUGCUCACCGAUUCUGUUCCCGAUUUGAAAGGUUGUGUUAAUAGGGGAAAUCCUCUUUAGCGGCAGGUGAGAAAUGAAGUUUGAUCCUGUUCUCAAAUUAACUUUUGGUGCGCUCUCUUUCUCCCCUACCUUGGUCCCAAAUGCCCUACCAUAAGGAUUUAUGGAAACUCGUGAUUUGAAGUCACACGAAUAUUGAAUUACACAGCAUCCUGGGGUCCUUUGAGAAGUUGCCUCUGUUGUUCAGAUUUCAGUCUCUGAACCUGUGAGCCUUUAUCGAAGAGACUGUCCUCGGGGAGAUUUCAGCCAUAAUCCAGUGAUUUUUGAAUUGGACUUGCUGACAUCUGUCUCUUCCUGGACCUGUUUUUCCCCAGGAAUGAAUACAUCAAUACUGAGGCACAAUCAAUAGUCUCCAAAGUUUUAGUAGCUACAAAUUUGGUUCAUUGACUUCUCCAGUUGCCUUACACCCUCCUUCCCCAUCCCCCCAACCCCCCCCCCAAAAAUUCCCUUCCGUUCAUCCCACUCUCCUGGAGCUUUUGUCUAAUAAUCAGAUGGGUACAUGUUUUCAGGGUUAUGGAUUUUUAAAUUUUUUUUAUUUUUUAUUUUUCUUUUUAUAAAAUGGCCUUUGUACAAGGGAAUUCAAGUGAAUUGGAAAGUGCUGGGCAGAUUUUUCCUGCCUCUGAACUGAUGUAUUGUUAUAUGAAAUGGAAGACAUGGUACAGUUCACCCUGUCACUGCUACCCAGACCCUGGAAGGUGAUGUAGAUCUUUCAGGAUUCAAGGGGCAGUGAGAGGGUUGAAAUAAGCUGAAUGAAUUUUGGGGAGCGAGAAAGGGGGUUAAAAAAGUGUGUGUGUGUGUAUGUGUGUGUGUUGUGUGUGUGUGUUGUGUGUGUGUGUGUGUGUGUUUGUGCGCGCACGCGUGCACGUGUAUGAGUGUAUACAGCAGGUGUAUAUAUGAGUGCUUGUACCUCUACAAGCAUACACACACCCUUUAUAUAGAGACAGAGAUCUAUUUAUCUAUACAUAUUAUAAAUAUAUAUAUAUAAAUAAGAACUCAUUGAUGUCCCAAAGGAGAUGUUGCAUUUCUCAGAAAUGCUCCUACAGAUAUGGAGUGGUGGGUUUCAAGAGACCAUACUCUAUAGCUUAAAAAAAAAAAAAUCUUACCAAGUCUCAGCUCAUCUCUUGAGUGAGAGGAUGGGCAUCUCCAAACCAGACAGAACUUGCUUUCCGAAGCGCAACAAGCACUUAGAGAGACGAGUACAAUCCUGUGCAGAGACCCUUUAAUCUCAUACUAUGAGAGCAAAUGGGGAAGGGUAGAGGGGGAAGGGAGAAGAACAUGGGGACUGCCUUAUGAAGGAACAGCCUGGAUUGUAGGAGAUAACAGGGAACGGAGAUUUGGAAAGCCGAAGGGCUAGAUAAAUAAAUUGAGAUUUUAGGAGAGAUCCUACAUUAGGUUUUAGGCUGCUGAAUUGAGGCGAUUCCUAUUAAAAAGUUUUCCAUAGAGGGGGUGGGGAAGAUACCUUGGGUAUAGUGGGAGGUGUGGGAAGUCAAAAGAUUUUUAUCUCUUCUGCCUAGACUGUUCCAUUUGUUCACUCGCAUUUUGACUUUCGGAUUCUUUUCAUUUGUCUUAGAAGAAAGACUUCUUCUGGGUAGGUCAGAGGACUCUGAUCUGGACCUCCCGAGCUCGUUAGCAGAGUUUUCCACAACUGGCUUCUGUCUUCAUUCCCCAAAGAGGCCAGUGCCUAAGAGUGGAAGGUGCUCUGGUUAGGUAGGAAUUCAGCUUCCACCUAUCGCAAGACAUUCGUUAGGCAGUUUUGCCUUUCCAAUCAGUGGGGUUAAACCCUCUGACUUCCCUUUGUGACUGACACUUAAGUAGUCAGAGAAGACACACUUUUUUGUAGGGGAAAGAACAUUACCAGUAGUAAGCUAGAGUGUGGUGAGAACUUUGGGGAAAGAGAUUUCUCUCCCCCGCCCCCGCCUUUCACCCUUCAUGAGAGAAAGUAACAUUGCCACUUGGUUCCGAAAUUUCUAGUAGGUUGGAUUUCUAAAGAUUUGACAAGCAGGGGGCUUCUCUUUCUUAAAAACAAACGAAGGAAAAAAGAAAAAAGCAAACCUCACCCCAUGAUAGCUGCUAAGUGCUUUUCCCCAGACUACCAAACUUUGUAUUCAUUAUGCCCUCUUAUGCCUACCAUAGGGACAUAUUGUAGGGGAUAGAAUAGUCACCGACCACUUUAUUCUUGCCAGGUAUUUCCAGUUACGGAGGAACCAUAGACCUCUUCUCUCUCCCCAUUCCUGCAGUGUUUUUUGGAAGUUUCUGGGGGAGAGAGAGAGAGAUGUGGAGUUAUAAUCCUAGAAUUUCAAUAGAGGAACCUUACAAAAGAGAAGGUACUUUGAAGGCUUCUCAUUGGAAUUAACUCAAAACUGUUCAUGUCGCUUUGCAUUCUUGGUGAAUUUAACUGUUUUCCCUCCUGAACCAGUGGUGGAAUGAUGAGGAAUCAUACAAAGAUUUCACGUGUGAAUAGGGGCCCAUGUGUUUUGUUGAGUUUGACCUCUGGCCCCUCGCUUUUUCCUUCCGUACUUCUUUGAUGGUUUCAGUGCAGUUAGGUCCACGGCCUACUGAGGGGCUGUCUCUUGAGCCUUGGGCAGUCGGGGUAGCGUGUGGAAAGGCACUUUUAGUGGAGCUAUUUCACCAGUUCAGCUUAUCCAGAGGUCUGGGAGAAGGUAACGUGGUCCACUUUCUGUCCUCUGCGGAUGUUUCACGUGACUCAAGGUAUCAGUGGUUUGUCUUCCCCUCAGCUGGGAAGAUCCGACCCUGGUCUGCGAAGUUGUCAUCGUCAUGUGGGACUGUGGACAGUUCCCAUUUCAGCAGUAGGAAUUUGGGGCGCUUAGAGAUCGAAGGAGCAGGACUUUAGUUUGCUUAUGGUUGUGCCUGUCAGCCAAAUUGGCUACAGUUGCCAGGGACCAUUGGAAAAUUACCCACCUCUUUCCCAUGUACCUUAUUUAGGUUUUAAAGGACACUCAGUUCUUCCAUAAAGUAUGUUUUUAAUGUAUGUUUGGGCAAGAUCCUGACUAGGGAAGAUUCCUCUGACAAAGCCAGCCUGUUUGGACUCAGCGUGUCACACUACCAAAGAAACUACUUGCGUUUGUGUGCGGCAUCAGAACUGAUGAGUCCAAUGAGGUGAAUUUUCCAUAAGCUAAGUUUUCACGAGAAUGUGACCCUUGCAUUACGGGGGAGCUGGGUGUAGUGAUAAAAGGUAGGACCUGAAACGCUAGUUUGAAGGGGGGGAAAGUGACCUAGUCAGAGGGAUUAAUAACUUCUAUAGGCUACAAAGCUGAAACCCACAUAUACUAUCUCUCAUUCCUCACUGUGUGUGUUCGUGGGAGAAGAAUCUAACAGGCUGAAGGAAGAACAUGCUACCCUCUGCGGUGUGUGGGCUGUGAAGAACCUGUGCCAUCCCUUUACAUAGCAAAAUCUAAGGAAAAUGUCUAGACUGUUUUCAAGUCAAACCCGGAGUGAUUCAUGGGGCUUUUCAAGAAGUCAGAAAUUUUGAGCCUGUGGAGGGACUCAUAGGAAAGUCAGGGAGAAUAAUUCGAGAUAGGAGAAAGCUCCCUCCUAGUACAAUGCUCAGCCCACAAGCGCUCAAGUAUUUUUGAUUGAUGCGGUGGUCCUAAUAACAUGGAAUUUGGCUUAGGAGCAGCUUUCUUUCAUCACCCUAGACUUCAAACCUCAUUCUUUUCACCAAGUCCCAAAAUGUGUUCAGGUUAACGUGAAUCCUUUGGCUUAUUGGUCUAGUGUGACUUGCUGCAACUGCAUGCAUCACUGUUUCCUAGUGCG
This is a messenger RNA of Tachyglossus aculeatus (Australian echidna), 7216 nucleotides long. RefSeq names its product family with sequence similarity 120C (gene FAM120C). The transcript has 16 exons. Bases 1 to 3261 code for a protein of 1086 amino acids. Gene Ontology annotation, cellular component: nucleus. Lineage: Eukaryota; Metazoa; Chordata; Mammalia; Monotremata; Tachyglossidae. The record is from RefSeq and is a predicted model, not a curated record.